AGUGACUCUGAACUCUUGUCACGUGACGUUUCAAUGGCGGAAACGGGGCAUUGAUGUAAUGUUUGUGAUGACGUAAAGGCCUCCGUUGCCACGCCACGGACAGUUGCAUGAAAAUGUUCCCUUAAAAACGCGUUUCCUCGUCAUGUCGCCGAAGUCCGCCAUAUAGUUUCCAUGCCUUUUUGACAUGUUGAGUGAAAGGCUGAAAGCAGACAAUCGAUUAGUUGGGUCUGCGCAAUGCGAUGCAAGAGAAAUACAUCAAAUAAAGGGAUCUCGUUUGAGUUAAAAUAGUUGGCUUGGAAGCCAACCUCGCUGUUAAUUGCGACCUUUUUUCUGUAUUUGAACAUUUGGCCGACAUAAGCCUGAAAACGACGUGGUUGGUGUCGUGGUUUGGUUGAAAGAUGUCGCUGUACAGGGGCAUUGGCGGUGAUCAGUACAUGAGAAAGCGGAUACCAAAGAAUGCCAAGUAUCAGCACAUCAAAACAAAGCUUGACACUGCAUGUGCCACGUUUGUGUGGUGUGUUUUGAAAACAGGGGUUAGCUUCACCAAGUAUAUGGAGCGCCUUGAGGAGAUUAAGCAGCACUACAAGUUCAACAAAGGAGAAAUCUUCAAACGCUUUAAAGUGACAACAUUUGCAGAGUUGGUUCUUCAAGUCGCGUCAGUAUCAGACCUCAAUGAAUGUGUCAGUGGUGAUUCGUGCCACAAUCUUCAUGAGGGCGGCAGCGGUGAUAACAACAUGAUUGUGGCUAAAGCUGAGCCGGAGGCGGCACACACCAAUGGCGCGCGUGAGACCAAGGAUAUGGCACAGGAUCAGCAGCAUAGCCAGACCAUGAGAUCCACUUUGCUAAGUGUCAUCAAUGGAGUCGGCGAGUUGAACGUGAAUGGUGACCAAGCAAAGGCAGCUGAUACACAUGUGGGCACAGACACUGAAAAGCUCUACAAAGAUUGUCCCUACUUGUUGCUGGACGUCCGUGAGCGUGAGCUGUACGACCAGUGUCACAUUAUCACGGCUCACAGUUUUCCGAUCACCAUGUUGUCUCGAACUAUGAAUCCUUAUACCAAGGAAGUGUUGGAAUAUAAAAACGCAGAGGGUAAGAUCAUCAUUGUGUACGAUGAGGAUGAGCGCAUCGCUACUCAGGUAGCGACGAGUAUGUGCCAGCGAGGCUUUGAGAACCUCUUCAUGCUCAGUGGAGGUCUCAAAGUGAUUGCUCAGAAAUUCCCAGAGGGCAUGACAACAGGUCCCCUACCUGCAUCCUGCCUGCCGCCCACAGUGCCGUCCAAGUGGAGGAAGUGCGUGCCGCCUCCACCGCCCUUGGAACAGAUGGCAGGUCAAAGAUGGAGGUUUACAGCAGACGAGCUCGCUAGGAUCGAGGGCCAGCUGGAGAACAUCUCUAUGACGGGCAGUAGUCGUACAUCCAGUCGCAUGUCAACAUGCAGCAGUGUAUCCAAAGUGUCCAGUAUUCGCAGCCGCCAGGCAUCUUCAGCUUCCUCGAGGGAUAGCGGACGGGUCCAGAGGCCUUGGAAGUGAUAUCACCAUUAAUAACACCAACUCCUGGUGCUCCGCUCCAGUAGUAUUUCCUCUUCUAACAUUUGUUUGCACAUGAGUGUUUAUUGCACUCCAAUGAAGGAUUUCUGGAUCACGAUGAUUUUGUUUAAUAUAUAUAAAUAUAAUGUGUAAAGCAAAAGACACAUUUGAAUGUUGCAUUUUGUGAAACGCAUAACAACAUCUUAUGGAUCAUUGCAAACCUCACUAAGAAUGUGUGCGUGUUGCAUUGCUUGUGUCACGCUACUAGGUCAUGUGAUCAGAAGUGACUUCCUUCAAGUGACCUUCAACUAAAAUGUUUGUUGCAAGCAUUCAGGGUGACAUUGUUUGUUGUCUGAAACCCUUCAAUGUAACUUAAUCAGGCUAAUGAUAUUUGCAUUGUGAAAGUUGUCAUGAACUGGUUGUACAUCUAGUCUGUUUGCUCUUUCGUAUAAAUAGGACUAUGGAAAGCCAUUUCUAUUUUAUGGGAUUAAGAGCCUUUUAUUGUCAUUGUUUCUGUCGACAUGCAAUUGAUUGUAGUCAUUACUUUGCAUUAUUUAAUUCAAUUUGUGGAUUAACUUUGCUAAUUGAAUGCUUUGUUUUCAAUAGUACUGUGAUUUUACUUUUCUGUAGUUUUUUUUUUUUUUAAUUCAAUGUUUCGUCAUUUCACCUGAUAGUUAAUUAAAUUUUUUUUUUAUUUAAAAAAAAACAUUUUCCUGGAAAUUGAUUUGUAUUUUAGUUCUUACAAUAGCUUUGUUCUUGUUUUUUUUUCAUCUUGACUGGGCUGUAUUGUGAGAUAUAGUGACCAUUAUUAAAUUUUAUGGAAUUCUGAAUUUGGCAUAUUAUUUAUCU
Corythoichthys intestinalis (scribbled pipefish) is the source of this 2372-nucleotide messenger RNA. RefSeq names its product centrosomal protein 41 (gene cep41). Bases 399 to 1526 code for a protein of 375 amino acids. Gene Ontology annotation, biological process: cilium assembly; protein polyglutamylation. The record is from RefSeq and is a predicted model, not a curated record. Gene Ontology annotation, cellular component: ciliary basal body. NCBI's taxonomy places the organism in Eukaryota, Metazoa, Chordata, Actinopteri, Syngnathiformes, Syngnathidae. The transcript has 11 exons.